Molecule: messenger RNA, 456 nt
Organism: Staurois parvus
Lineage: Eukaryota; Metazoa; Chordata; Amphibia; Anura; Ranidae
Source: the annotation of a GenBank genome assembly
AUGUCUUCUGACUCUACUACUCCACCUCAACCUCUUCAGUCGCCAAAAUCGCCAAUCACCCCAUCCUACCCUUUUCAUAGGGAGGGAAGUCGACUCUGGGAGAGGAAUCAUCUUCUUUUAGGAGAGCUGCCCAGCCCACUUCCAACUAAAAGAACCCGAACAUAUUCUGCCACUGCCCGGGCUUCUGCAGGACCUAUUUACAAAGGUGUCUGCAAGCAAUUUUCACGGUCCCAGGGACAUGGGUUCAUCACUCCUGAGAAUGGAACGGAAGAUAUAUUUGUGCACAUUUCUGACAUUGAGGGAGAAUAUGUGCCUGUGGAAGGAGAUGAGGUAACAUACAAGAUGUGCCCAAUUCCACCCAAGAACCAGAAAUUUCAAGCUGUGGAAGUCAUUCUCACUCACCUGUCUCCUCACACAAAGCAUGAGACAUGGUCAGGACAGAUUAUCAGCUCCUAA